UCAUGGGCCGGCGGCGGGAGUGAGCGGGAGCGACGGGCGAGGAGCCGCCACCCGGCCCGCGAUGUCACCAUUGUUCAGCUGGGUGGCCAAGGUGCCUGAGAUCAUCAGCUCCAUCCGCCAGGCCGGGAAGAUUGCCCGGCAGGAGGAGCUCCAUUGCCCGUCCGAGUUUGACGACACGUUUGCCAAGAAGUUUGAGGUGCUCUUCUGUGGCCGGGUGACGGUGGCUCACAAGAAGGCCCCUCCGGCCCUGAUCGACGAGUGCAUUGAGAAGUUCAACCACGUCAGUUGCAGCAGGAAAGCCGAAUUUGACUUGGUCUCCCAGAAUUCUGAAACCCCAAAUCCUGCGGGAGGCCUUUCCUUCACGGAGAAGUUCCGAUCUGUGCUCCAGCCAGUGGGGAACGGCGAGCAGGGCCGGAGGCCGAUGCGCAAAUCCUUCUCCCAGCCCGGGCUGCGCUCGUUGGCCUUUAAGAAGGAGUUUCAAGAUGGAAGCCUUCGAAGUAGUAGUUUUUUCAGCUCCUUUGAGGAAAACGACAUUGAGAACCACCUCCUUAGCGGACACAAUAUUGUGCAGCCGACAGAUAUUGAGGAAAAUCGAACUAUGCUCUUCACGAUUGGCCAAUCUGAAGUUUACCUCAUCAGUCCUGACACCAAAAAAAUAGCAUUGGAGAAAAAUUUUAAGGAGAUAUCCUUUUGCUCUCAGGGUAUCAGACACGUGGACCACUUUGGGUUUAUCUGCCGAGAGUCUUCAGGGGGCGGAGGCUUUCAUUUCGUCUGCUACGUGUUUCAGUGCACCAAUGAAGCUCUGGUUGAUGAAAUCAUGAUGACCCUGAAGCAGGCAUUCACCGUGGCUGCCGUGCAGCAGACAGCAAAGGCACCUGCCCAGCUGUGUGAGGGCUGCCCCCUGCAGGGCCUGCACAAGCUCUGUGAGCGGAUAGAGGGUGAGUAG
Leptonychotes weddellii (Weddell seal) is the source of this 946-nucleotide messenger RNA. The record is from RefSeq and is a predicted model, not a curated record. Lineage: Eukaryota; Metazoa; Chordata; Mammalia; Carnivora; Phocidae.